Messenger RNA from Aspergillus glaucus CBS 516.65, 350 nucleotides. RefSeq lists its product as uncharacterized. The record is from RefSeq and is a predicted model, not a curated record. NCBI's taxonomy places the organism in Eukaryota, Fungi, Ascomycota, Eurotiomycetes, Eurotiales, Aspergillaceae. The transcript has a single exon. Bases 106 to 297 code for a protein of 63 amino acids.
CGCGGGAGCUUCAGCUUCAGCUGACUAAGAUCCCGGGGUUGUUUUGCGCCAUCCAGCUGGCAAAAUGAAGGCCUUCACCUGCAACGGCGCAACAAAUUCAUUUGCAUGCUCAUGGUGGUUCUGCAAGAGGUUGGUAUCCAGGGAUCACACAUGAACUGGCCCGGUGCUCGUCUUGACAUCCCCUUCCAUCUUGCGGGUCUCUCGCCAUUCCUGUCUGGCUCAGCAGCCGGCCACCAUCCGGUCCAUUUGGACGAUGAAUUGGAUGGCCAAUACCGGUUGAUUGUUGCUUGCUCAUGAAAUCUCCGAGUCAGUUUUCAUGCUUAUGCCGUUUAUUGUGGGCUUCAAAAGUU